CUGGGAGGCGGGGACGCGGUUGCAAGCAGCAAAGCAAGGUGGAGGCACGAAGACAGAAGACCAGGUUAAUGAAAGCAUGAGGUGGCUCUUGGGCAGCAGCUGGAGAAAAUUUGGACAUGCUGACAGGGGAAACUAUGACUGGCUGAACAGUGAACCAGGUGGGCCGCUUCUGGAAACAGAGCUUCAGAGCAGACCCCAGACAAGUUCAACCAAAGACGACAUAGAACCAUUUCUGUGCAUCCUAUUGCCUGCCACCAUGAUGCUCUUCCUGGCAUUCCUGCUGCUCUUCCUGUACCGCCGUUGCCAGCGCCCCGCUCCGCAGGGGCAGAUCUUCAGCAUCGACCUCCCCGAGGCCCUGCCUGAGCACGAUGCGUCCAAUUUCCUUUCCGUGUUGCCCUGGAACAGCGAACAGAGUUUCCACUACUCCACUCUGCUCCCUGAUGCCACGUUCCUCACUGUGUGUUUGCCUCCGUCCUACGAGGAGGCCACCAUGAAGACUUCCAUGGAUGAGGCUCACAUUGAGCUCUCUCCAGACCCAGUGCCUCCUUAUGAAGAGAGCACGCUGCAGCCCAGCAGCACCAAAUAAACUUCCUACGGAAGCACCUUAACUGAAGCAUGCAGCCCCUCAAGGCACAAACAUGGAACUGCUAUGGCCUUUAAAAUUAGCAAAAAUAUUCCAAAUGAGGCGCCAAACCAAUGAAUCAAUGAAGGAAGAAACUUGGAGUAACAGGGAAUGAGUCUCUUCACCUCAUCCUAGGAUUCUCUGCCUUCCACUUGUGGGAAGCGUACACACACAGCAUGGCACCAAACCGAUCCCAGACCGGUGACAUGGGUAUUCCAGUUAACAGAGUGUGUCACGCAAGGAUUAAAUUCAAGGACAGGUGGGAAU
Grus americana (Whooping crane) is the source of this 889-nucleotide messenger RNA. RefSeq names its product small integral membrane protein 28 (gene SMIM28). Bases 77 to 586 code for a protein of 169 amino acids. The record is from RefSeq and is a predicted model, not a curated record. The transcript has 2 exons. Lineage: Eukaryota; Metazoa; Chordata; Aves; Gruiformes; Gruidae.